CACACACACACACACACACACACACACACACACACACACACAUCAGCAGCCUCAUUGUCGAAACUUGGUCUAUGGAGAGAUCUGCAGCGACACCGUAGCGACGCAGGCCGACAUGGAAGAGUAUUUGCGGAGGGUCCAGAGCAGACUCGGGGCGGAUGUAUUCGAGGGUCCCAUCCAUGCUGUUUUAGGCGGGCCGGAGCCAGAUGUUGACACGGUGGCUGCAACACUGUGCUUGGCACUACACCUCAGCCAGAAGGAACCGUCAGGCGGAGUGUGCGUGCCGGUGCUCUGCGGCCGGCGAUACGACGUUGUGUUGCCCGGGGAGACGGUGAGGUAUCUGCAGCGGGUGAAAAUCUGCGAGAGCUCGCUGCUGUGGAGGGACGAUGUAGACCUUGUGAAGCUUCAUCACGACGAAAAACUCUCAGUCACGCUGCUGAGAGAUUGGCUGCUAGAUAGCUCUGAGUACCACACUUUGGAGUCCAGCAUCCUGCGAGUGGUCCAUCACGACGGGCAGCAGGACGCAGGGGAUGAUGGGGCCUCGUCCGCGGUGACAACAGUCGCCAGGGAGAUUCUUCAAGAGGCAGCGGAGCACGUCGGAGCAGCGCUGGGGGAGAUUCUCAGAGAGGCCUUGCAGCUGCAAAGUGAAGCUUUGUGGAGUAAGAGUGGCCGUCGCUCGGCCGAACUGGAGGAGCUCAUGAGAUCCUUGGAGCAGCGGAGUGAUGUCACUGCGGGUCAACAUGACUUGGAGCAGCUGCUGACUCUGGAGCUGAAGGAGUUUUGUGAUGGAGAGAUGACCAUAGCGCUCACUUCAGCGACCACCAAUACGGAGGACUGGCAUGGAUAUGUGGACGGGCUGAAAUCCUUCAGCGAACGCCACGACUAUGAUGCUCUGGUGGUUCUCCUGUCUGUCAAUAAUACAAUUCAUCAUCCCCGCCAGCAGGUGGCUGUCUACUCAAACAAUACAGAUAUCCUGAAUCAGAUCUGCUGUGAGUUGGAGGAGUCUUCCAGCUGGUCUCUUUCUGGUGAACUGGAGACCAAGGACAGUCUCCAGGUGUACCACAUCCCUAUAAACACCUCCUCAUUUUCCGGUACUCCUCCCCUGCUGGUAGAAGAAAUACACGGCCUCCUCAAGGACUUUGUUGACCGGCGGAGCUCUGUAUUAGCCUGCCACCCCAGCAGCAGAACCUCUUCCACGGAGGGAGUUGCAGGUAGCGUGGAGUUUUCCCAGGGGUCGUCUGGUAUCAAUGACAUGGAUGGUUCUGACACAGAGAGAGCCGAGGGAGGCAGCGGAGACGUGGUGGCAAUAGCAAGGGUAAUGGCAGAUGGUGAAGAGGACACAGGAGGUGCAGGAGUUGGUGCUGGCGGGGAGCUCGUGAGCCCUGACAGCGGUAUGACCACCAUCCGCAGCAGCCGCUCCUCCAAAGAGAGUUCAGUGUUCCUCAGUGAUGACAGCCCGGUGGGCGAAGUUAUAGCAGGAGGCGGGCCAGCAGCAGGACCAGGUGGACUUUUCCUCAGAAACCCUUCUCCCCUGGGGUUACUAUCCCUCUCCCCUCCUGUCCCACCUGAGAGGAGGAAACACCGCCCUAGCAGAAAUAAGAGUGACAACGUUGACCUGUUUAGUUUUGACCCUCUACACAGCAGUGACCACUCUAUGCCAACAGGAGGAGAACUGGCAAAUGCUGGAAUAAGAGCAGAUGGAGAAAAAAGAGCGGAGAGCUCCAGCUUUUCCGAACUCGAAGAACUGAGCUUGUUAGAUUUCUCUGGUCCAAAUUCACUGGGCGGGCUUGAAAGUAGAGAUUCUUCCAUUGAUAAUCAUGGUCAAAUUCAUGGGAAAUACAUGAUUGAUACCGUGGUUCCUCCAACCCCUGUCAAUAGUGUGGUAGGCAGUCGUCCACCUAGCAGUUGCGGGGUCAGAUUCUUCCCAGAAGAUGUAGUUGAAAGGAUCAACGGGCUGCAGCAUAAGGACAGUGUGUCAUCGUCACUGUCAGAGACCUGGGAUGAUCUUGGCUUUGAAACACAAGGAGCAUCAACCUCAAGUGAUAAUAAUGUCUGGAAUAGGAUCAAGGAAUCUGAGAGUCCACUGAAUAUUCUGGAAGAUGUUAGCAGGAAAGAGUCAGUUGAUGAUAUGACAGGAGAAGAAGGCAGAGAGGAAAUUGUACAGUCGGAGAGAGUCCACCAGAGAGGAAAAGUCCUUGAACCCCAGCUUAGUCUGAUCACUGAGCAGACUGAAUCAUAUGACAACUGGAACCUUGAUAAUGCACUGAAGGAUGAAUGGAACCCCGUUACGUUGGCAUGUCUGCAGCUGACACCACCAGAGGAGGACGUAGCUGGAAAAUGGAGGGCUGCCAUCAUCGGAGUGAAAGAAAAAGCAUCCUCAUUGUCGAGAAAGAAAGCAAUCCUAAACACUUUGACACCAGACACAUCGAGAGAAGAGGAUGAAGGGGUACAAGGGAAAAAAGGAGACAGAAAGAUGGAGCUCCUAGACUUUUGGACGUACUCAGCUCAGAAAGGAUUUCUCAAAUCAGACAGCGGAACCACCACAUCUUACCCGGAAUCACUGGAUAUGUGGAAUAUGACAAUCAGAGAUGACAGUCUGUCACCUCUCACGACCCCUGACAACUUGUCUGAAACCUCAGGUUCUUUCUGUAGAACGAACUCCAAUGUUGGGGCGGGCACAUCUGUGGAAAGUCCACUCGGAUACUCUGAAGGUGGAAUGGUGAUGUGGAACACCACCAUACGGGAAGACAGUUCUUCCACGAUAACAAGCCCCGAAGGACCUGAAAAUCAAAAGGACCUUAGUCACAUGGGAUCAUUGGAUGGCGGUGAUUCUCCUGAGACACGUGCAAGCAAACAGGUGGAAGAAGAAAAGGCUAUAGGGGAGGAGAGCGGUAUACACAAAGUGCUUAGUGAGACUGUCGACGAAGUGAGGUGGAGAGGUAAUGAACACAAUGUUAAAAUAGUCAUAGAGGCAGCUGAAAGUGAAACGAUGGGUGAGGAAACAGGUGACGACGACAUCCAGAACUUGGUGUCUGAUCAUUCAGAAGAUGGGACUUCCUCUUACCAAGGUACUGACAUGUGGGACCUACCUGUGCCUGGCAUGGUCACCUCCACUUCAGAGUAUGACAACGUUGGAGCUGGCACUUGGAGCCUGACAUCCUCCCCUGAUGCCUAUGCUAGCCCCAUAGUAGACAUGGUACAGCUAGAGGGGCAGUCUAGCCCUUUUGUAGCUGUGACACAACCCAUGGGUGAUCCUCUGAGAAAGACUGAAUACGGAACAGAAGAAGAACAACCAGCCAACCAGGUGUUCCUUUUUGAGGGAACUAGUGAGUUGGGUCACAUGAUCACAAGUGGGAGAAGUUCAGUUGAGAGCAAGUACAACAACAAAAGUAGAGGAGGAUCAGAGGAAACUGACUGGAUGGAGCAACCCAGUGAUCAUUCACCCUUUGUUCUGGUUGACUCAUCGACUGUCAUUCAGGACACUUCAGCCAGUCAUCAUUCACGUCCAGGAGAUGAUGCCAAGACUCAAAUUCAGGCUGACCAGUCAUUAUCCCCAGGCCUUGUUGAUUGGGACCAUUUUGUCUCCAAGAAACAUGAUAGCUCUGAAUCAACAUCAUCAUCACAUGAUCUGCCAGUCAACACGGCAUACACUGAUGAUGAGUCUACCACAAAAAGGCAAGGUGGUCUGAAUAAUGAGAGCAUUGGAAAGGAGGCUAAAACAACAGAAACCGUGUCUCUGAGCUCCAGCUCUGGGGGGGAGAGAGACGCCAUGAAGUAUAGCCCCGACGGCCUUCUGCCAGGCAGUCGAGAUGAACUUCGGUCCAAUUCUGACGGAGAUUCAUCAUCGGGCCUAGAAAUGGAAUACAUCAUCGUGUCUGGCACAGUGAAAGAAGCUGAGAGAGAGUGGCGCGAUCGGCCUAAACAUGGUAACAGGCAAUCAAAAGGAACAAGAAGAUCCAUGGAGACGUUUAGCAUGCUGUCCUACGCUGCCACAGUACUGCAAUCCCAGGCCCAAGCUUCACAAAGAGAGCAACAGGGGAGCACGGAACAAAGUCGGCAAAACCAAAUGAUCAGGAGUCCUGACAGUCCAAUAAGUACAGAUACAGACCAAAAUCCAGCUGUUUUAUCUACUCAUUACCAAGCAAGUCUUGAUCAUGCCACUGAGCAUUGCUUGGUGCCAGAAGUGAUCACGCCCAGCCAAUCAGCAAUUAACUCCGACGCUCUUCAUCUGUCAGAUUCAAGACCAACAAGUUGCAGUCAAACACAGGCAGAAGACGGAAACGAUGACGAUAAAUCCAGCAUUGUGGUCAGAAGCAUGUCUCCAUCAUUAAGAUAUCCAUCGGAUCAUUUCUUGAAAACCCGAGAGGAAGUUUAUGUUCAUUCACAGAUCUCGAUGGAAGAUUCGGAUGAGGGCGGGCAGUCGCCCUCUGCACCUCCACCAUGUCCGACGUCUUUGGGGGAAUUUAAAGUCUGGAGGGGGCAGGACACACCUAGAACCACUUCUGACCCGCAGUCACCUGUCUGUACCAACAGUUCGGUCUCCCACUCCAGCUCUUUUAUUGGUACCCCAUUGAGUGAAUCAGGUAUUUCUACUGACAGAGGACUUGGGUUACCUUUUUCUGGAGAUUUAAUGGAAGAGGAGAAUGACGAGGAAGAGCAGAGGGAAACUGACACGGAGCACUCCGAUAUUCCCAAAUGGAGUGAGACUGAAGAAAGACAACAGUUACGUUCUUCUGAUCUGCUAAGUUUCUCUGAGGAGCUGAGUGGAGGGUUUUCAAGUCAACAAUCACAUUUAAAAACAGUGGAGCCGAAGAGGGACAGAUUCCUACAGAGUACACUGGAUUACUACGAUGAACAAUCUGGAAGGACUGCUGAUCGCGAUAAAUGGUCAACUCAACAACAGAUCGGAGACCAUGCAGCUUCUCGAGAAAGCUAUUCACCCGUUUUAAGAAGACACCAACAAGAUGUGACAUCACAAUUUUCCUCCCAGCCACCCAACGAGAACGCUGCCUACGAGUGGACAGGAAGUCAGAAUUUAACUCAGGGUCAAACCCAGUACGGCUACAACUACCACCACAUUGACCAAAGAACUGAAAACCAGAGCCCCCACCCGGCCUGCGUGGAUACAAAAUCCAACAGCCAGCAAAACACUACAGACGUCUAUGCUGAGUUUACAACUGAUGCCACAGCCAUGCAGUACGGAUCCGAGCAGGCUGAAAGCUAUUAUGAACCCGGAGUCGGUGCCGAGUACAGCUUGCAUAAUUCAGGCUCCAAGUUUCAAUAUCUGACGAAGGGCCUGUAUGGAGACAACUCUGACUCCGUGCACACCUCUGAACUCCAGUGCUCUCAGUAUCAAGCUGAUGGUCAGAGUCAGUAUCAGUCUGACCACGCUCAUUACCAGUUUGAUGGACUGUCGUUCUACCAAUCCGAUGUCCAGCCCGAAAGGGAAGAUCAUGCGCGGUAUGUGCCGGAGGAAUAUGUUCACUUUCUCCUGGAAAGACACUCCCAGAAGGGAGAAGGUGGGGCAGGGAUGAUGAUGAAGAUGGCCUCCAGUGAGGAAGCUGCUGAGGAGGUGGAUAACAGAGAAGAUCAACCCUCCUCAGCAGAUCUGUCAGGCGGGUCCAAUCAAAGGAGAAAGCUGGCAGCUCCACCAAUGAAUGUGUCACUGGACCGCAGUGAGGGUUCUCUCCCCUCAGACGAUACCCUGGACACAGAGGACGAGGCCUUGGACACUGGUGACGACCUGGAUGUCAACAUAGAUGAGCUGGACACACCUGACGAAGCCGACUUACACGAAGAGUCAGAGGAGUCUGAUCAGGGCGCUGGAGCAGCAUCAAGUGAUGCCAUCGCAGGACACAGAGCAGCAGGGGAGAGCAGGGACAGCAGGCUGUGGAGGAGCGUGGUGAUUGGAGAGCAGGAGCAUCGCAUUGAUAUGAAGUGCAUUGAGCCAUACAAAAGAGUCAUUUCACACGGAGGCUAUUACGCUGAGCAGAAUGCCAUCAUCGUGUUCGCCGCCUGCUUCCUGCCAGACAGCAACUGUGAAAAUUACAAUUAUGUAAUGGAAAACCUUUUCCUGUAUGUGAUAAGCACCUUGGAACUAAUGGUGGCAGAGGAUUAUAUGAUCGUUUACCUGAAUGGUGCCACACCCCGCCGGAGGAUGCCUGGCUUUACGUGGAUGAAGAAAUGCUACCAAAUGAUAGACAGAAGACUAAAGAAAAACCUGAAGAUGUUCAUCAUUGUCCAUCCCUCUUGGUUCAUACGGACUUUGCUGGGAAUCACCCGACCCUUCAUAAGCUCCAAGUUCAGCAGCAAGAUCAAGUAUGUGAAUAGCCUGCAGGAGCUCGGUGAAAUCAUCCCAAUGGAGUAUGUCCACAUCCCACCCAGCAUCAUAAAACUGGAUACAGAAUUGCAAGACACGGCAGCUAAAGCCGACAAGACGGGGAGCUCCGUCGUUUGACGCUCACAAGAUACCUGACUGCUGCCAAUCUCCUCCCCUUACAGCAUCUUGCUGUACUCUACCGCAGCGUACCUGAAUAUAAGCCAGCCUGUAGCAUGAUGUGUACGGCACAUAGUUGUUAACGCCAACAACUGGAGAUGGAUUAGAGAGGAAGAUGCUGUUGUACAAAACAUCAGGCAGUUGCUUGUCCACUGAGGAACGAACCAACACGAGGGUGUCGAACAUAAUACUGUAUUUACAGUGUGGAGACUGUCACUGUGCUGAAGGGAAGAUGCUUUAUCCUUUACUACCGUAUGUUUUACAGCACUUGAUUGUGUUCCCCAUUCUGAAUGGUAUCAUUUGAUUUCUUUGACUUCAUUUUUAAGUUGAACAGUACUUAGUUUUUUUCACGUAAUUCACAUUGGAGGAAUUUCUGUGUUAUAUUCAUGUAUUAAUCCACCCUGUCAGUUGCCAUCUGUACCUUUUGUAACCCAUGAUAAGUAUGGUGUCUCUGAAGCCAUAGGCUCGUGACUCUUUGACCUUAUAACCAAAUACAUGUCAACAGAAGUUGUAUCACAGCCCUCAAAGGGAUGUUAAUACACCCUAACUCUGACAAUAGAUUGUGUUGUGAAAAGGACACAUUAUUUAAUUUGGGGGAGUCAGUGUUUACCUGAAUUUGAUCCGCACCUGAAAUAGUUAUUGUACAGUAACCUGUAACCUCGUCACUUCGUAAUGGCAUGAAACAGAAUGUCUCAGCUGGUUUUUGAAAUGUUUACAACGUUGAAGGCGGCUACUUUUACAUUAUGUCACCGUCUUAUUCAAAAAAAAAAAAAAAAAAAUCUCAUACAAUCUUUAAAAGGCUGUCUGUAGGCUGUUCUACUAACACUGUAUAUCACUGUGAAACAUCGUAUCAUAAAGAAGGUAGCAAAAAUAGCAGUUAUCUGUAGCUGCAGUAAUGUGUUGCAUGCUCUCAGUCGCUACCGUUUGAGAUUGCUCCGAAAUGGAACGAUUACUCGCCCAAAAUUGGUAAUUUUUGUGAUGGUUAUUAGGAGUGUGUGAGUGUGUGAAUGAGUGAGAGUGUGAGUGUGAGAGAGAGAGAUGAAGAGCGAGACUGUUAGGAAGCGAUGAAGAUAAUAUACAUGUUGCCUGAUGGUUUGAGAGUUACAGUAUAAAGGCUCCCCACUGUGCAGGUUGGGCUGUGUCUACUUUUAGUAGCUUUUUUCUUAUAUAUUUGUACACAUUUCUUUGUUGCUUGCAAGGAAUUCAUUGGUUCUAAAAUAUGUCAGAUGUUUUACCUCAUUAAAGAUGUGUUCCCCCGCACCAAAAUAUAUACCAUACACAACAAUGUAUAUGUUGCACACUGCAUAAUAAUUAAAAGUUGACAUCAGUUGACCGAC
Messenger RNA from Acanthopagrus latus (yellowfin seabream), 7830 nucleotides. RefSeq lists its product as uncharacterized. Gene Ontology annotation, molecular function: exopolyphosphatase activity. Lineage: Eukaryota; Metazoa; Chordata; Actinopteri; Spariformes; Sparidae. Gene Ontology annotation, cellular component: cytoplasm. The transcript is spliced from 19 exons. Bases 113 to 6454 code for a protein of 2113 amino acids. The record is from RefSeq and is a predicted model, not a curated record.